Molecule: messenger RNA, 1710 nt
Organism: Ochotona curzoniae (black-lipped pika)
Lineage: Eukaryota; Metazoa; Chordata; Mammalia; Lagomorpha; Ochotonidae
Gene: SLA2
Product: Src like adaptor 2
Exons: 10
Coding region: 687-1523 (278 amino acids)
Molecular function (GO): protein binding
Source: RefSeq, a predicted model, not a curated record
GCUGCAGCUCCGGGCCUGCUGCGCCUGUCUCCACGGCAGAGCCCUGAGCGUCUGCCCAGCCAAGUCCAUCUGGCUGGAUCCAUAAAGAGCUUGGGCUCCUGGCAUUUCUCAGGAGGUAUAUGUAUACUGAUGACCACGUACAGAUGCUGAGCUCCCCAAGGCACUGAAGAUCUCCUCAGGCCACAAGGGUUCCGCGGGCCUCCUAGCACCCCGGACGUGGGCAGCCUUCCUCAAGGCAUCCACCUGCACUAAGCCACCUUCUGAGAAAGCGAUGAUGAAAUGGAGGCAAGGAGAGGGGAAAUGUACUGACAGCUAGUUGCUUCCCCCUCCCCUCCCCCCCCCCGUCACCGCCAAGCCUGCCCUGUGACAGCAGUGUUAUUGCUCAGUGUCACCUCCGCUUGUGACAUGCUCCCUCCGGUCCCCCUUGCCUACCUCUGUCCCUCGCCAUGGGUCCUGACGCAUAGGAGUGAACACACUGCCCUUUUCCUGCCUGCUGCCUUCUGGGGCAGAGCCUGAGGCUCCAGGUAAACCACAGGAACUCAAGGGCACUUCAGGACAAGCCUGGGUCUUGGAGAAAGCUUCCUGAAGAAAGGGAGCCUCGCACCCUGACCCAGGAGACACAAGCAAAGGCCUGGAAACACACGUGAUUCCUCUCGGUGACUGUCCUCUGAGCACACUGCUGCGGAAUGAUGGGCAGUCUGCCCAGCAGAGGGAAAUCCCUGGCCAGCCCAAGCUCCUGCCCCUCGGCCCCAGGCCCAGGCCCCACACCCCUGCAAGCAGAAAAGAGCCAGGCUGCAGGCGUGGCCCUGGGCAGCUUCCCAGCAGGCAGCCAGACAGAGCCAUCACUGAGAUUGGGGGAACCGGUGACCAUCCUCUCUGAGGAUGGAGACUGGUGGACGGUGCUGUCAGAUGUCACGGGCCGGGAGUACAGCAUUCCCAGCGUCCUUGUGGCCAGAGUGUCCCACGGGUGGCUGUAUGAAGGCCUGAGUCGGGAGAAGGCUGAGGACUUGCUGCUGCUGCCUGGGAACACUGGUGGGGCCUUCCUCAUCCGGGAAAGCCAGACCAGGAGAGGCUGUUACUCUCUAUCAGUCCGCCUCAGCCGCCCUGCCUCCUGGGACCGGAUCCGACACUACAGGAUCCAGCGCCUCGACAACGGCUGGCUGUACAUCUCACCGCGCCUCACCUUUCCCUCACUGCAAGCCCUGGUGGACCACUAUUCAGAGCUUGCAGAUGACAUCUGCUGCCUCCUUAAGGAGCCCUGUGCCCUGCAAAGAGCAGGCCUGCCCCCUGGCAAGGACAUACCUCUGCCAGUGACAGUGCAGAGGGGGCCACUCAACUGGGAAGAGCUGGACAGCUGCCUCCUAUUUGGUGAGGGAGUGGAGGCUGCAGGCCAGGAGUCUCUCCUCAGCGAGGGGCUCCGGGAGUCCCUGAGCUCCUACCUCAGCCUGACUGACCACAGCUCCUUGGACGAUGCCGAAGUCCAAAGCAGAGGCCGGAAGGAGAGCCGAGGUGGCUGCACAUAGAACUCCUACCUGGUUGCACCAGACUGGUGCCACAGAGAUGCUGCUGUACUGUGCAAUGGCCCAUGAAGUAUUGCCACACUGUUUUCAGAAGACUUGAAAUGCCACUGAUAGUUUAAAAAACUGUGCACCUGACAGAAGACCGAGGAAGACAACUGAAUGUGUUGUCAGGAUCCAGAGGCGCAGCAGC